AUGGCUCGCACUAAGACGACAGCUCGGAAUUCAACUGGAGGAAAAGCCCCUAGGAAGCAACUAGCUGCUGCCCGUAAGACAGCACCGGUAACCGGAGGGGUUAAGAAGCCUCGCCGUUACCGCCCUGGUACUGUAGCUCUUCGUGAAAUUCGCAAGUACCAAAAGGGCACUGAGCUGCUCAUUAGGAAGAUGCCCUUCCAGAGGCUGGUGAGGGAGAUUGCCCAGCUUCACAAAAGUGAUUUGCGUUUCCAGAGCCAUGCAGUGCUUGCUUUGCAAGAGGCGGCAGAAGCAUAUCUUGUGGGUCUCUUUGAGGACACCAACCUAUGUGCCAUCCAUGCCAAGCGCGUGACGAUCAUGCCGAAAGAUGUUCAUCUGGCUACAAGGAUCCGUGGUGAAAGACCAUGACUGUAUUGAGAAGGGAGCUACCGGCCACAACCUGCUGCAUAAUU
Messenger RNA from Setaria italica (foxtail millet), 449 nucleotides. Its product is annotated as histone H3.3. Lineage: Eukaryota; Viridiplantae; Streptophyta; Magnoliopsida; Poales; Poaceae. Gene Ontology annotation, molecular function: structural constituent of chromatin; DNA binding; protein heterodimerization activity. The coding region runs from base 1 to 405 and encodes 134 amino acids. The transcript has 4 exons. The record is from RefSeq and is a predicted model, not a curated record. Gene Ontology annotation, cellular component: nucleosome.